This is a messenger RNA of Colletotrichum navitas, 1604 nucleotides long. RefSeq lists its product as uncharacterized. The transcript is spliced from 2 exons. NCBI's taxonomy places the organism in Eukaryota, Fungi, Ascomycota, Sordariomycetes, Glomerellales, Glomerellaceae. The record is from RefSeq and is a predicted model, not a curated record. The coding region runs from base 311 to 1399 and encodes 362 amino acids.
UCCAAUGCCACCCUCUCCCUCCCUCCUUGCUCAAUGCUCCAGCACGCUCUGGUGCCACCUCCGAUCCCUACCGCUCUGGGCCUUCGUCCUCGUCGUCCUGCUCCUCGGCGCCGUCCGUCAGCGCGUGCUCCCUUCUCGCCCUCCUCCUCCCCGACGGCCCGCCGCCACCGCCGCCGUCGCGGACAAGACGAGGAGAUCCCCCAGCCCGUCUUCUCUCGCGUCGUCCUGAACAAAAGCAGACAGACAGACAUAAGAAUCCAUCGCAAGGGUUAUCCCCCCCUCCGGACCUGACCUCGACACUCCCCUCGCAAUGGCGUCCGCAAUCGCGAAGGCGACCCGCACCGAGGCCGACCUGGACCGCGUCCCCGUCCGCGUCGUGCGCUUCGUCCGCCUCGCCACGGCCGGCGGGCUGGCCUACGCCGCCUACCGCGUCCACUGGCGCGUCCUCCUCGCCAACUUCUUCACCGGCCCCGGCCGCGUCAGCCGCAUCCUGAUGCUCUUCUUCGCCCUGCUGAACCUCAAGAACAUGCCCUUUGUCUGGACCUACCGCGUGUGGUCCGCCAUCAUCUACCACCUCUUCAUCCGCAAGUCCCCCCGCCUCGGCCCGCGCUCCCUCUUCCGCCCCAUGAUCAGCCAGUCCCACGCGCCCAUCACGGAGAUCGACUACAACAUCCACAAGUCCAACUCGACCUACUUCGCCGACCUCGACGUCUCCCGCACCCACCUGUGCACCUACCUCCUCCGCCCCGGCUUCCGCCGCCUCGCCCACAACGCCACCACCGGCCUCGUCCUCGACCCGGCCUCGGGCAAGCCCGCCCGCGGCCCCCUCGGCAUCAUGCUCGGCGCCGUCCACUGCUCCUUCCGCCGCGAGAUCACCGCCUACGCCCCCUACGAGAUGUGGUCCCGCGUCCUCGCCUGGGACCGCAAGUGGCUCUACAUCGUCACCCACUUCGUCCCCAAGGGCACCGCCCGCCCGACCGAGUGGCUCGACCCCAAGUUCGGCACCGCCCGCGUGCGCCGCGGCCCCGGCGGCGGCGCAGCCAACGCCAACGCCGACAGCAAGGACUGGGAGAAGAAGAUCUACGCCACCGGCGUGAGCAAGUACGUCUUCAAGAUCGGCCGCCUCACCGUCCACCCGGCCGUCGCCCUCGAGGAGAGCGAGCUGCUGCCCCAGCGCCCCGACGGCGGCUGGCAGGGCGGCCCCAACGGCGUCGGCGACGAGGACGUCGACCUGAGCGACGUCGCCGACGACGGCGCCUGGGACUGGAGGAUGGUCGAGAAGAGGCGCCGCGAGGGCAUGAAGUACGCCGCCCGCUUCGCCAGCAUGGACGACCUGCACGGCUGGCUCGACGGCGCCGACGGCGGCGACGGCAGCGCGCUGGCCAAGUUUGGCGGCUAGUCGCCGGGUCGCGUGGUGAAGGCGGGGGAGGAGCAGAAGCGGGCGGGCAGGGCGAGGGACGAUUGAUACCCGAUAGAAAUUUUGCCUGGAAUAUAGAUAGACUAGGGUUGGGAACUUUUUGGCCGUACAAGGACCUGGCCAAGCCAAACAAGGGCAGGGCCACAUUACAUGUGUGGGAAGUCUCUCGCACCUGAGGGGGGCAUGG